AUGCUCGGCCUUGCCUCGAACCCAAAUCGCAAGUCGUUCUCCCUCAGCCUCAAUCUCUCCCUCUCCAAGCCCUCUCUCUCCGCCGCGCGCCCCUCCAUCGACCCCGCCCCGUUCCCGAGGCCGCUGCCCUCCCCAAAGCGCGACACCUUCAGGAGCCCGCUGCUCUCCCCUCUCAUGCACAGGCAGGACCAGCCGCUCCUCACCGUCCCCGUCUCCGAUGGCCUCGACCCGAGCGAGCGCACGAAGCUCCUCCGCAAAUCCCGGAAGCUCAGCCGCAUCCUCGGCGAGGUCCCGGUCGCCGUCGCCGUCCAAGACGCCACCGACCUCCACGCGCAAUUCGCGAGCCCGCCCUCCUCGCCCUCGUCCUCCGCGUUCCGCCUCCCGAUCGGCCACAAGGGCUCGCUCAGCCGGAGCGCGACCGUGGCGCACAACAGGCUCGCCCAGCAGAAGCAGAUCGCCCGCGCUCGCUCGCUCGCGUCCCUCCGCCCGUCCCUCAACCUGGCCUUCUCGCGGGACGAGCGCGCCCUCCCCCCGCUGCCGCCCUCGCCAAUCACGCCCUCGGCUGAGGGUGGUGGGGAGCCGGUCAGGGCCGCCGCGCCGUCCGCGUCUCCUUCACGCCCGCGCGCUCCCGGCGCGACUCCGUGCUCUCCCACUCCUCACGCCGUCCAGCGCGCCCGCGCCGCGAAGCUCACCCGCCAGCUCGGGGAGAACGUCCCGCCGCACGUGCUCUUCCGCGCGUCGUCCCCCACCCUCCGCCACACCCGGAUGGCGCGACCACACACCGCGGGGGCCCCCGAGACGCUGCGCAGACGACCCGGGCUGCUCGUCGACUCGGACGUCGAGAUGGACGACGUCGACAUCGUCGACUUCGAUGACGACGCGCUGCUCUCGCCCGCCGAGCGCCAGCGCGCGCUCAACGUCCGGCGCGCGAGGAAGAUGGCUCAGAUGUUCGGCAACGAUGUCCCGCCAGCGUUGUUCCAGAUCACGAACUUCUCGACGGCCGCAUCUGCACCAGACCGAAGGCGCCUUCGGACCGCAGUGCACACGGAGACGGCACUCGCACACGACGAUUGGCACCCCCGGAACAUCUCACCGCUCAUCUUCGCGAACCCAGAUCGCGAGCUUUCGUCUGGUGAAGGCACUCCCGACGCCAUGUCGGACGCAGAGGACGCUGCGACGGACGUGGGGCUUCCUUACCUCAACUCCCCGACGCCUCGACGCUGGACAUGUUCCUGCCUCCCCCGCUCGCAGUCGCUCUCCGUCGGCUCCUCGCUCUCCUCGCACAGUCGCACACGCUCUCUCCCUCCCACUCGCUCACUCCGCUCUCCCCCGUCCGCCCCCGCACGUCGCAAUCCUCGCUCUCUCCGUCGCACGACCUUCGCCACGAACCUGCCCCUCCCCUCGCGCGGCUCGAUCUCCGCGCCGACGUCCCCACCCGCGCCGUCCUCGCCCGGGUAUGCCGCGUCGACGUCCGAGGCGAGCAGCCCCGUCGACUUCCGGACGCGCCGCCUGCGCGCCGCGAAGCUGUCCCGCUUCUUCGGCGUCGGCCUGAGCGACAUCACGGGCGCGCUCGUCCCGCCCGGCUCCUCUGCGUCCGCGCCCGGCUCCCCCGGACCGGACAGCGCGAGCACGGGGGGCGCGCCGCCGACGCCGAACCGCGACAAGGACGUGCCGCCGAGCCCCACGCGGCCGCGGCGGCCGUUCUCGCCGUCGGGCGCGAGCACGCGCACGUUCGAGUCCGGCGAGAGCGGCUCGGCGCCCGCGUCGGCGUCGUCGCACUCGCACGCGCAGGCGCAGCGGCGUCCGCGGAAGCGCACGCUCAGCGCGGGGAGCAGGAGCCAGCAGGGCGCGCGGCGCGCGCAGGCGACGUCGCCGCGGCCCCCGCCGCUGGUCACGUCGGAGCUGCCGCGCUCGCCCACGUCGCCGUCGCUGCCGCCGCUCUCGCCACCGCUGCCGCUCUCGUCGCCGUCGACCGCGGUCGUGCCGCGGUCGCCCGCGCCCGCGCCGACGCCGUCUCCCGGGCCGUUCCAGUCCCUGCACUCGUUCGAGCCCGUGUCGCCCGAGGGGGAGGCGCGGCCCGCGUCGCCGAUGCAGGUGCACGGGCGGUCGUGGUCGACGACGGUGGAGGUCGCGGCGGAGAGCCGGAGCUACUUCUUCCGCGGGGAGCGCAAGAGCCGGCGGGAGAAGGGCCGGAGCGAGCUCGAGAUGCACGCGGCGAUCAAGCAGCUGCGCAAGAUCAAGUGA
This is a messenger RNA of Epithele typhae, 2244 nucleotides long. RefSeq lists its product as uncharacterized. NCBI's taxonomy places the organism in Eukaryota, Fungi, Basidiomycota, Agaricomycetes, Polyporales, Epitheliaceae. The record is from RefSeq and is a predicted model, not a curated record. The coding region runs from base 1 to 2244 and encodes 747 amino acids. The transcript is spliced from 7 exons.